Molecule: messenger RNA, 3269 nt
Organism: Tigriopus californicus
Lineage: Eukaryota; Metazoa; Arthropoda; Copepoda; Harpacticoida; Harpacticidae
Product: dual specificity protein kinase splA-like
Exons: 3
Coding region: 393-3140 (915 amino acids)
Source: RefSeq, a predicted model, not a curated record
AUGUACAGUAUCUGGUAGUUGUUGUUGUGGUUGUUGUUAUAGUGGUAGUGGUGGCAAGAUCCCAGGAAUUUACGGACGUGCAGGCAAUGUCGUGAACGUGGGGAGCGCGGGGCAAGCUUGACAACCCUAAUAUCCCGAACUCCUUUAUUAUUCCGAGUUCCUUGGAGUUUGCCAGUCGCUGUUUAGAUCUUGACGAGUGCAUUUCAUUUCAACAUCUCCAACCGCAGGAGCCGCAGCAGCGCCCCGCAAAAGGAGCAGAGCAAGAACGAACUCAUUCAAGUAAGGACAAGUUCCUCGGCUUCAAGUCGUCCCUGUUCUCAGAUUUUCUGCUAUGGUGUAAAACCUGCUUUCUGGUUCUCCUGAAGACAAAUCAUUUGCGCCAACCUUUGGCCAUGAUUCUUUCCAAGUACCAGCCACUGUCCUUCCCUCUCUUCUUUUUGGCCGUUGGGGCCAUUUCUCAAGUCCACGCGCGCUCUCAGGAUGAAGUCCAUCCUUACGGAUACGCGGACUUUGUGGAGACCCUAGCGGGACCCUCAGAUGCCAUAGCUUCGUCUGAAUCUCAAGUUCGAAGCGUCCGUGUGCCAUUUCAUCAGCCUCCUUCUGUUGCCUCCAAUGGGAAGUUGAUCCCGGAAUCUGGGUGGCUUCCGAUUACGCCACCCUUCCAAUCGUCACCAGCUCAAGCAACAGAAAAAGAGCUAUUGCAGCCUUCACCAUCAAUCUUGAGCCACUCGGUGGCCAACAAAGGUGGAUACGAAAGAGUGAAGAGUAAGGCCAAUGUCCAAGAUCGCUCUCAGGCACCUCCCAUCACCGUGUUCCCCAAUGACACGAUCGUCAUUCAUUACGAGACGGUGGCGUUCGCCCCUAAUACUGUGCACACCUCCUCAAAUCCUAAACGCGAUGAACGAGCCACAAUUCCCGGGGCUGGCACCUUGGAAAAUCGGAUCAACUUGAUCAUCAACAACAAGAACUGUAUCGGAAUCGAUGUGCCUGAACUUCUCACUGAUCUCUUGCGUUCUCCACUUCGCGUGAGGAACCAAAUCCUGGAUUUGCUCCAAUCCAGAACCUCUGCUCAAUCAGGGGGCUCUCAAAUUCGCUCCUCCAAGAGCAUUGGAGUUGGGAACAAAAAUAACAACAACAACAACAACAACAACAAACAAAAAAGCAAUGAGAUGCCCUUAACGGUUGCGAAAGAAGUGGUCCAUCAACAGUUUUCCAACUUCCCAAAUUUUCAAAGAGUUCAACAAGAAAAAGAUAGUUCAAACAACGAAGGUGCCUUACUCGGAGGAUUCGUUGCAAACACCAACGUUAAUACCGAAAGCAAUAAAAAUAACAACAACCACAAAAAUGCUCAACAGCUCAGUCACCAAGAGGCUGUCGAGUCGGACAGAAUUCGCAUGGAGGAAGAACGAAAAAAGGUUCAACUGGCUGCCCAAAAGCGAAAAGCGGAACAACGUCGUCGUGAAGAAGAGCAAAGAAGGCAACGGGAACGCAAAAAGCAGGAACAGAAACGGGAACAAGAGAGGAAGAGGAAGGAAGAAGAAGCCCGAACCAGGCGAGAGGAGCAAAGACGGAAGGAGGAACUUGAACGCAGACGGGUGGACGAGCAGCGCCGACAGGAGGAACAACAACGAAGGGCCAAGCAGAUACAGAAACAGCAAGCCAACAAACAAGGCGGAGGUUCCAAUGUGCCAAAUGUGCCCGAGAAAAAGGUCAACCAACGUCCCAAAGCUUUUCCCAUUGAAAAGUUCCUGGAACGCUAUCCCGAGGUGAGACGCGUGUCUUCUCGAUUUGGCGAGAACAAGGUGGGACCAGUUGGUACAGGUAUUCCCUCCACCACUGAAACUGCCCCAGAAUCACGGCAAAUCAACAACAGCAAUAAUAACAACAGAAACAACAACAACAACAGAAAUAACAGAAAUAACAACAAUAAUAAUAAUAAUAAAAAUAACAAUAAGCGUCCAUCCAAGAGGAAAAAUAACCGAAAGCCGAAUGGUAAUAAUCAACGGAACAAUCGUCGACCUCAGCAAAAUAGAAAGCCUAACGGAAAUCGGUCUUCGAAUAGAGGUGGGCAAAAGAGCACCACUCUUGCCGCCCCAGUUUUCCAAAUCACUCAGACGACACUGUCAACUACACAUGCCGCAGUAGUUACCACCUCUCUCCCCGCCACGCCCCCUCCCAAUCGACAACCGAAACGCAUUCAACAAACUCAACCUGUCACUGACAAUGGACCGAUCGGAAUAACUCAAGCAGUUGGAGCGGCUCCCCUUGAUUUCAUUUAUGGAGAGGACGGUGAGCUGAGCAGUGACGAAUAUAGCUAUCUAUACUAUGAAGAUUACUACGAAGAGUUGGUUCCGGAGCAUCAUCGAUUUGAUGAACUCAAUGCGGAGGAAGAAGCCAGUAGUCCUCAGCCGGUCGAGUUUGCCACUCGAGCAUCCGUUGGGCAGAAUAACAAUCAAGUGUUCCAAGCACAGACCCAAGACUCUUCGAAUGGUCGAAUCUUUCCCAAUUUCCCUCCCUCUCCCAAUGCGAACAAACCCAUUAAGGUGAUUGUUUCCACAACCACUCAGACUCCCAUCCCCAUUGUUACGAGGGCGCCUCCCCCCGUGAGGCCUAUCACCACCCGUGCCCCACCUCCUCCCGUCCAACCUGUCGCCUCUGUUGCGGUUGAAGAUAGCACUGCCGUUCAGUCCGGACCAUUUGGUUAUCCGGAUAAGGGGGCCUUCUUCAGUGAUGCUGACAUGACCAUCUUUCCCAGUCAAAUUGAAGUCAUUUACCAGGGUUUCGUUUGGGCCAUGAAAGUCGGCUACCCCGUAGCCAAUGGAGGUCGCAUGCAUGGAGGAGUGCACACAAUCCUCAAGGACAAGGUCAAGAGAGAGGUCGUUCGUCUGAAGGAUGACUACAUUAUUCGAGUGUCUGGACGCGCCUCUCCCUACAACAUCAACCGCCUCACAUUCUACACAGCCAAGGGAAAGAAGUACGGUCCUUGGGGUGAGAGACGAAGCGACGAUUCCGUAGACUUUGACGUGUCUGCUCCCCCUGGCCAAGGGUUGGCUUACCUUUCCGGUACCGUGGACUUUGGUGUCCCAGUGAGAUCGAUCAGCAUGCAUUGGAGACCGUUGCCAGUUGCCUCAACUGCGUAAGCAAGAUUAGUAGCUAGUCCAAGUAGAUAAUUCAUGCCUUAUGUCGUCAGAAUUGUUAUUCGUUUCACCCAAUAAAUAACCGUACUUUGAGAGUACGGGAAGUAUAAUAAAACGUGGUUUGGAAGAGCA